AUGGAAUUUUUUAAUUCAGCUGUUGGGAAAAACAUCACAUUUGUGAAACCUGCAUAUUUCAUAAUAAGUGCAUUUAAUGGCAUAGUUAAUAUUAGGUAUUACUUUGUCUUUCUGUGCUUUAUUUACAUUUUUUCAGUGGUGGGAAACACACUAGUGAUGAUUGUCAUAAUUUUGGAUCAUACAUUGAAAGGUCCAAAACAUAUUGGAGUUUUCAACUUUGCAUUUACAGACCUGUUAAGUAGCUCUGCUUUGAUGCCAAAGCUUGUUGACAUUUUUCUGUUUAACCAUCACCAUAUCUCCUACAAUGACUGCUUGGCAUUCAUGUUUUUCUGCUUGACUUUUUUUGCAGCACAGGCUUUUAAUCUGGUUGUAUUGUCCUUUGACAGAGUCAUGGCUAUCAUGUACCCUCUGCACUACCAAAUGAGAAUGAGCCACAAGCUCAUUUUAUCUUUAAUCGCUUUUUUCUGGCUUCUUGUUAUUACUAUCAUACUCAUUGCAGUUGGUCUUCUCACAAGACUUUCUUUCUGUGACUCUGUGGUUAUUCAGAGCUAUUUCUGUGAUCAUGGACCUGUGUAUCGGCUUGGCUGCAAUGAUCUUACUCCAAAUCGUGUAAUUGGUUAUUUGGCACCAGUUCUUGUUCUUUGGGUUCCACUGGCAUUUAUCGUGGGAAGCUACUGCUGUAUUGGUUAUUCUUUGUCAAAAACUGUUACAUGUAGGGAAAGACUAAAGGCUUUAAAAACCUGCACAGGUCACCUUUCAUUAGUGGCAAUUUAUUUCCUCCCUACACUAUUUAUCUUUACCUUUGGGAGUACAAUACCUCCAAAUGCAAGGACUGUAAGUCUAUCUUUGGCCACUGUCAUGCCUUUGACUUUAAAUCCAAUAAUCUAUGGUCUUCAGACACAGGAAAUCAAAGAAUCGUUGAAGAAGUUAUUAAAAGUUAAAAUGCAAUUUUAA
Messenger RNA from Oreochromis niloticus (Nile tilapia), 954 nucleotides. RefSeq names its product olfactory receptor 1-like. The record is from RefSeq and is a predicted model, not a curated record. Gene Ontology annotation, biological process: G protein-coupled receptor signaling pathway; detection of chemical stimulus involved in sensory perception of smell. The transcript has a single exon. Gene Ontology annotation, molecular function: olfactory receptor activity; G protein-coupled receptor activity; odorant binding. Bases 1 to 954 code for a protein of 317 amino acids. Gene Ontology annotation, cellular component: membrane. Lineage: Eukaryota; Metazoa; Chordata; Actinopteri; Cichliformes; Cichlidae.